AUGGCGGGCGGCACAGGCGAGAAGCUGACCACGGCGACCAUCAUCGUCGCAGGUGUCGCCGCGCUGGUAGCUACUUUCCUAUCAGCCAUGUCCAUCUUUCUCCAGUCGAAAAACUACCGAAAGCCUCUCCUUCAGCGAUAUGUCGUUCGAAUCUUGCUCAUGGUCCCCAUAUACUCGAUAUCGUCUUGGACAAGCAUGAUCUCUAUCAAAGCCUCGUCUUUCCUCGACCCUGUCCGAGACAUCUACGAGGCUUUCACCAUCUACACCUUCUUCCAGCUCCUCAUCAAUUAUCUCAGCGGAGAACGCGCUCUGAUUAUCAUGACCCACGGCCGGGAGCCAGUCUCCCACCUGUGGCCUUUGAACCAUGUGCUCCCCCGCGUCGACAUAUCCGAUCCUCACACAUUCCUCGCAAUCAAACGCGGCAUUUUACAGUACGCAUGGUUGAAGCCCAUUCUGGCUUUGGCCACCGUCAUCAUGAAGGCCACAGAUACCUACCAGGAGGGCUACAUCGGUGUCGAGUCGGGCUACCUGUGGAGCGGUAUCAUCUAUAACAUCAGCAUGACGGUGAGCUUGUACUCGCUCGGUUUGUUCUGGGUCUGCAUGCACCACGAUCUGCUGCCCUUCCGUCCUGUACCCAAGUUCUUGUGCAUUAAGCUCAUCAUCUUUGCCUCGUAUUGGCAAGGGUUCUUCCUGUCCAUCCUCGUCUGGCUGGGAGCCAUCCCGGACAACGUAGAGGGUUACAGCCCCGACAACUUGGCCGCUGCCAUCCAGGACGCUCUGAUCUGCAUCGAGAUGCCGGCGUUCGCCAUCGCUCAUUGGUAUGCCUUCUCAUGGCAUGAUUUCGCCGAUAAUAGCGUUUCAUCGGCGCGAAUGCCCGUCAAAUUUGCGUUCCGCGAUGCGUUUGGUGUCAAGGAUCUCAUUGAAGAUUCCAAAGAGACGUUCAAGGGUGAUAAGUAUGGCUACCGUUUCUUCGACUCGGGCGACAAGAUCAUGGCGCACGAAGAGUCUCGCGCCAGGUUGGGCAGACUCGACGAAGGCAUGCGAUACACAAGAGGCGGUAAGGCAAAGUAUUGGAUCCCGACACCCGGCCAGGUCGACCGUCAGACGAACCGUACCUUGAAUGAGCGAGACCCGUUGCUUCAAGGAACCGCGGGCGGCCCGAGUGAAGAGUACAACUCCGCCAACGGCACCUUCAAUGAAGGUCUCGGUGGCGAGCCGGAGAUGGAUAAUGACGACGAACGACUCUAUGGUAAAGCGCGUGAGUUGGAGUUUGGCGAUUGGAAUUAUCCCGUCAUCACUGCAAAUGUGCCCCUGAGUCAACGGUACAUGUCCUCUCAGGGAAGCCUAGGAUUCGUGUCCGAGCCACGGUCGACGGUUGAGCGUCUGCGAGUGUCUCCUCGGCCUCGCGAGCCGGCUCUUGUCACGAGCAAGAAGAAGAAGAAACAGAAACAGAAGCAAGUUGCUGCUGCCGAGACAGCAGGCUCGGCAUCGUCCCCCGAUCGUGCCAGUUCGGGACCUUCAUCCAAGCCUCAAAGCCCAUCCCCUAGGCCGACAAAGGCCCCCAUUGCAGCCGAGAAAGAGCCCGAACCGGAAACGAGUGUACAUAACCCCUACAGCGAGCCGGAAGAGUCUCCCCUUUUGCAAGAAGCUACGGCAUCGCCAUGGGCGGAGAGCGAGCAAGAGAAUGAUUUCAACAAGAACUUUGGUGUCGGGGACGACGACGAGAUCAACAAGAAUGUUUGGGGCGGUGGCGAGUCCUGUUGA
This is a messenger RNA of Colletotrichum orchidophilum, 1764 nucleotides long. RefSeq lists its product as uncharacterized. NCBI's taxonomy places the organism in Eukaryota, Fungi, Ascomycota, Sordariomycetes, Glomerellales, Glomerellaceae. The coding region runs from base 1 to 1764 and encodes 587 amino acids. The record is from RefSeq and is a predicted model, not a curated record. Gene Ontology annotation, molecular function: transporter activity. Gene Ontology annotation, biological process: transport. The transcript has 6 exons.